AUGUACUUUUAUUCGCUGAGAUUAGAUUCUUUGAGAGGGAAAACCAUAAGGGAUGAAAUUGUUCAAGGUUAGUUUUCAUGUCGAAGAAAAAUAAUAUUUCUCCUUAAGGCACAGGGUGAUAAUAUGGUAAUGGCUUCCUCAAAAAGAUUUUUGGGUGACAAUUUUUUUCACAAAAAAAACCGACAACUUGUUAUUUUUUCAUUUCGAAAAUCUGUAAAAAUUGAAAAAAUUAAGCGACUUUCAGAAUUUUUUUGCAUUGAUCUUGAAUUAAUUCUCUAACUUAUGUAUAUGAAGAGCUUUUUUUCCGCUUUGUAUAAAGUCCUUUUGAAAUAAGAUUCAUCUCCUUUUCUCCCAAAAAAUACGGUUGAAAUGAAUAAGGUGUUUGAAAAAUUUUCUUUUUUCUUUAAUCAAAACUUCAAACGUCGUGAAGCUUCGUGGAAAGAGUAGAAACGUCUUUUAAUGAUUCUAGUAAAAAGAAUUUUCUCAUAAUUUUUUUCGAUAUCUCUAUACUUCCAUGAAAAAAAGUCAGAGAUUUAAAAAUUACAGAUCAUAGUCUCGAGCUCUGAUCAAAAGAAAAUCUUGCUUAUUCCACUCAAAAAUCAAAAAUUAGCUGCUAUAAAUAUCGAAAACUGUAAAAUUCCCGUAAGUCAGAGCCUGCCAACAUUUGAAAAGUUUUGACCGACAAGAAAACAAAUCUGUUUUUAGCAACCGCGGACGUCUGUAGACCGCGAAAAGGGCGGCGCGCGAAAAAGUCCGUCUCCUGGGCUCUCGCGCUGGAUGACGUCACCGACGUUCCACCCAAAAGAAUGGUCCCUCCUCCGUCAGUUCUACCACGCGCCGAACCAGCAACCGAGCCAGCAGUCAUGAACAACGCCCGCAAAAGUAAACGCUCCGAGUACGACGACAUCGUGUGUAAGAUAGUUUCAUAUCUUAAUCAUUUAAAGACUGGUUCGAGAACGGAAAAUUCAAAUUUCGCGCAAUUUUUUCACGAUUUUUCGUUGGAUUAGUUUAUUAUCAGAUUUAUUGUGUCUCUCAUACUUGUGUGAUUUAUAUUACCUUCAGUAGAUUUUCAUGGAAAUUCCAAAGCUGCAUAGAAAAAGUUCGCUAAUUUUUUUGGCAGUUAAGUGUUUUAUCACCAAAAGGUUGAAUUUAGGAAUUUUUCGAUAAUUGACCGAUGGAGGUUCUGGAAGUUACAGUUUGUUGAACUUUUUUGGAUUUCAAAAACGGAGUAAUUUCCGAGUUUUGAUUUUCAGGAUCUCCUCGAGGUGAAUUCAGCAUUUUUCAGCCAUUUGAAAAUAAACCAAAAGGACAUUUUCGGUCCGUGUUACCUGAAAUCAAUAUCAAUAAUAUCAUUGCGUCUUCAAAAUCUUUUAAAACUUUCUGGAAACUAAUUCGAAACGCGAGAAAAAAAUCUAUACUUCCUUUUUUUCGAAUUUUUAAACCAACUAUUAGUAUACUACAACAUUUUCAUUUCCUUAAUUACAGUGCCGCCUCCGGCGAAGAUGUUCUCGAAACUCGUGCACAUGAGAAACAUGGAACCCAUGCUGAUCUACUACUAUGGAGAUAGCCGUGAGUUUUUCAGUCGACUAGUGGCUUUCUAGUCGAAGUAUAGCGUCCCAAAAAUUUUCGAAAAUUAUUUUCACGCUCUCGGCUUUUUUUAAGCCUCAAGAGUUGUAAAAUGGUCUAGUUUCACAUGAAUCUCUAGUUGAAAAAUAUCUAACGAAUGAAUUUGAUUCAAAACACAUUCGAAAAUUCAAAAUUAGUCUUUUCUCGCGGAUGGAAUUCGAUUUUUCAGGAGAUGACUGUGGCACGAAGAUGAAUUAUGGCGCUACUUUGAAGAUCGACACUAUGAUGAUCAAUGGAAGACCGAGCGAGGUGGCGAAAAAAGAGGAGCCCGAAGAGCAAAUCGAAGUUGACGAGCACGUCGUGAUCUCUGUACAGAAGCCUACUUCUGCUCCAGUGCCAAUUCCUCUGGAGAAAGAUAUCAAGGUUUGUCUUAUUCCUUAAGUUCGAUAAACCUCUGUUUGGAAAUAUUCUUGCAGAAGAAAGAUGAGAAGAAGGAGGAAAACAUGGACAUGGUCGAAGUCAUGGAUGAGGAUCGCGAGGCUGAUCAUGAUGACAACGAGGACAAAUACACUGACACUGGCAGCGAUUUCACUCACUGCGACUACUUCACUGAAGGUUUAGUACUAAAACUACUCUAAGAUUUUUUUCUGAAACCAUGUUAAAAACAACUAAUUCAUAAAUGCAGAAUCAACUGAGUUUGAUCAGUUUUACGGUUGUUUCAAAGCUCAGAAACAAAUAAAGCGAAAAAACAAGUUUAUUCGUCAACUUCCGUGUAUGAACAUACUAUCAAAGCUUCGGUUCAACUAUGCUCAAAAUUCAUUCACAUAUCAGAAGUCCUUAAAUUUCAUCACAGAACAUCUUGAACUGAUUUUUCAACUUGCAGAGGAAUUCGAAUUCCUGAGCAUCGAAGAUGACAUGGACUGA
Molecule: messenger RNA, 2490 nt
Organism: Caenorhabditis auriculariae
Lineage: Eukaryota; Metazoa; Nematoda; Chromadorea; Rhabditida; Rhabditidae
Source: the annotation of a GenBank genome assembly